Molecule: messenger RNA, 2223 nt
Organism: Naegleria fowleri
Lineage: Eukaryota; Heterolobosea; Eutetramitea; Acrasida; Naegleriidae
Exons: 4
Coding region: 1-2223 (740 amino acids)
Biological process (GO): transmembrane transport
Cellular component (GO): plasma membrane
Molecular function (GO): D-glucose:sodium symporter activity
Source: RefSeq, a predicted model, not a curated record
AUGUCCACAACGAGUAGUAGUAGCAGCAACAACAACGCCACUGCAACCACCUCCUACUCACCCAUUGAUACCACAGACAUCAUUGUCAUUAUUCUUUACUUUUUAUUUGUCUUUUCGAUAGGUCUUUAUUCGACCAUUGUUUCUGGUGUGAAACGAUUUCUAAAAUAUUGCAGAGAACGAAAGAAUCAACGUCGAUGGAAUGGAACGGCUCUUGGUGAUGAGGAGGAUCCUUUUCGAGAGGUUGCCAUGCAACCCAUACCAUCCAAAGACUCACUCAUCGCUAUGACGACCCCGACGACAACAACGAAGGAGGGACUUGCUGCUAACAAGGAGACAACAAUAGAGGGCAUCACCAUGAAAAAAAACGUGAGUGACAUGACUCUCGGAGUUGAGGAGGAUGAUGACAAUGAAAUUGCAUUGAAAGAAGUGGAUUUGGGAAAUGAACAACUACCGACAUUGAAUUCAUCUGCACUGUCAAAUCAUCUCACACAAAAUUCAAAUGAAGAAAAUGAUGAAGAAGCUCAAAAUGUGAAAAAAGGAUCCAAGAGUUUCUUUUUGGCGAAUGGAAAUGUUGGAUUUAUUGCCAUUGCAUGUUCUCUAUUUGCAAGUAAUAUUGGAGCUGAGCACAUUAUUGGCCUUUCUUCUUCAGGAGCCUCCAUUGGAUUAGCUGUUGGAAUGGCUGAAGUUUACAGCCCAAUUUGGAUUCUAGUUUUGGGAUGGCUUUUCAUUCCAUUUUAUUUGAGGACUCAAGUUUUUACAUUGCCAGAAUUUAUAGAAAAACGAUUUGAUCGAAAUUGUCGAAUGUAUCUGAGUAUGAUGUCACUUGUGAUGUAUGUCAUGACCAAAAUUAGUGUUUCCAUUUAUGCUGGAGUGGUUGUGUUUAAGGUAUUGCUUGGAUGGGAUGUUUGGAUUUCUGCUGCUGCUGUCGUUAUUUCGACUGGUAUUUAUACAGUGUUGGGAGGUCUUUCAGCCGUAAUUUACACAGAAGUAUUACAGACCAUUGUCAUGAUUAUAGGUGCCACUAUUUUAUUUGCACAAGGAAUGAUUAAAGUUGGAGGCUAUUCAGGUUUAGAGAAGAAUCUUCCAGACUCAAUGAUGCAUCUCUUUCAACCUCCUUCACACCAUGAUUUUCCUGUGACUGGAGUUUUAUUUGGAAUGACUUGGACAUCCAUGUGGUAUUGGUGUACUGAUCAAUCUAUUGUGCAACGAGCUCUCGCUGCCAAAGAUUUAGCCAAUGCCAUUCGAGGUUGCGUGUUGGCAGCCUUAAUCAAGUUUUUACCUUUGUUCCUAAUGGUAAUUCCAGGAAUGAUUGCUCGAGUUUUAAUUCCAGAGGUAAAAGAUGAUCCCAAUUCUGCCUACAUUCUACUCAUUACCAAAUUAGCUCCACCUGGUCUCAAAGGUCUAUUGCUCUCUGCAAUUAUUGCAGCCUUAAUGAGUUCUUUAGCAUCAUUGUUUCAUUCUUCAUCGACUCUAUUUACGAUGGACUUUUAUCGAGUCGUUCGUGAGUAUUUUGACAAACGAAGAAUCAUGCAAAAUGCUCAGCAAAUAUUGUCAACACCACGCGAGGGAAAUGUUCCUGCUGCAGCUGAUCCUAACUCUUCAGAGUUUGACCUUCCAAAUAGGAAUACGGAGUAUGUGGUUGUCGGAAAGCUUGCAGGAGCUGUUGUGACUGUGAUUGGAUUAUUAUUUAUUCCUGUGGUGCAAGUCUUGUCGAAACAACUCUACAUUUACACUCACAAGAUCAUGGGCUAUUUGGCAGCGCCAAUUGCUGUUAUCUUCUUGAUGGGAGUGUUGUUUAAAACACCAAAUCAAUACGGAUGCAUAUUCACUUUAAUUCUAGGAAACACAUUGGGAUUGUCUCGAUUGUUUUUAGAGGCUCUCUUUAAUAGAACUUCAUUUAACAUGUACAAGUUGCCACACGUUGCCAGAGUCAUACUCGAUAACUACAUUCAUUCGAACUUUCUACAUUUCAGUGCAUGUAUAGCUCUCUUUUCAAUUAUUUCACUAUUCGUAGUGUCAUGGAUGACCGGCUCAAGCUCUCCUGAAAAAACUAAACACUUGACCUUAAAUUAUUCCCAAAUAUUCCGGUCAGCAAGAGAAUUCAUUUCACAACAACAAUCUUUCAGUACGGCUUUGAAAGAAAAUUCUUCACACGUUGUCAAUGUGCUGUUUACAUUAUUUGUGCUCAUGACAUUGUUUAGUUUGUAUGUCAUUUUUGGAUAA